Tuber aestivum (summer truffle) is the source of this 1866-nucleotide messenger RNA. The record is from the annotation of a GenBank genome assembly. NCBI's taxonomy places the organism in Eukaryota, Fungi, Ascomycota, Pezizomycetes, Pezizales, Tuberaceae.
ACCAUACCUCCACCCUUGCUACCCCCAAAGGCCUGUGCUGGGCAUGUCUGGUUCCACUCCUGACGGAAAGUUAGUCUAACCCGUCCUAAAUUAACCCUGCAUCACCUCCCCUCCGCCUGACCAUCCCCGCUUUCACCCCGCGGAAUUUCCAUACACACUGCAUUACCCCAUCCUCGGGCCCGGCCUCUUUUACCUCCUUCUCUCUUGCCCGUCCUUCACCUCAAUUCACGCCUCACCAACAAUGGCCUCAGCAAGGCUCGUUCCCACCGCCCGUAGCCGGGCACUCUCGCUGCUUCAUACUAUUCAAUACACCCAUCCGCCCGCUUGCCCUUGUCACGGAACAGUCACUCACCCGCAUCAUCUCGCUGGGUCUGCAUCACUACUUGAUAGAGUGCGGUCACUGGCCACCCCUAGCGGCUCGCAGAGAGAAUAUGCCUUUGAAAUUGCUGCCUCUAAUAUUCGAUUUGGAGCAGGAAGCACCCGGGAAGUUGGAAUGGACUUCGCAAAUCUCAAGGCGAAGAAGGUCGUCAUUAUUACUGACAAGACGAUCCAACAACUAGCCCCUAUGAAGACUACGAUUUCAGCGCUAGAAAGCGCCGGGGUCAAGUAUGAUAUCUUCUCUGACGUAAUGGUGGAACCGAAGGAUUACUCUGUGAAGAAGGCAAUCGAGUUUGGCAAGAACGCCAAAGGGGAUGCCUACUUGGCUGUCGGCGGUGGAAGUGUGAUGGACACUGCAAAGAUGGUGAAUUUGUAUACCAAUUUCCCCGAGGCGGAUUUUCUUGACUUUGUCGGUCACACCCUUCCCCCUUCCUUUUCUGCGCCUGAACACUGACCCGGAUAGGUAAACGCACCAAUCGGAAAAGGGUUACCAAUCACCAAAGCUCUGAGCCCUUUAAUCUGCAUCCCGACCACGGCCGGAACUGGCAGCGAAACCACCGGUACUGCAAUCUUGUGAGUUCCCUUGCGUCCAGCUUCGCUCCUUUCUAAUCAACCAGCGACCUUGUCGACAAAAAAGCUAAAACCGGUAUCGCCCACCGGAUGCUCAAGCCUACCCUCGGAAUCUGUGACCCGCUCAACACAUGCUCCAUGCCUGCUGCGGUCCAGGUCUCUUCUGGCUUGGAUGUGCUCUGCCACGCUCUUGAAUCCUAUACAGCCAUCCCAUACAAUGAGCGUGUACCCCGUCCAACAAACCCGGUUCUGCGCCCGGCAUACCAGGGCGCGAACCCCAUUAGCGAUGUUUUCUCCUUUGCAGCAUUGCAAAUGACAGUAAAGUACUUGCCUAGGGCAGCUCGAGAUCCAGAUGAUCGGGAGGCCCAGAGCCAGAUGCUGCUUGCUGCCGCGUUGGCGGGUCUCGGAUUCGGGAAUGCGGGUGUCCACCUGUGCCAUGGGAUGAGUUAUCCAAUAUCCGGUGGGAAUAAGGGUUAUAAGCAUCUCGGGUACCAGGUUGAUCACCCGCUUAUUCCGCACGGAGUAUGCUCACCGUUUCCCCCAUGAACCUAGCUUUAUUGACUACAGGUCCAGGUAAGUGUGGCCGUAACUGCGCCGGCAGUGUUCCAAUUCACGGCUCCCUCGAACCCAGAACGGCAUCUGGCUGCGGCGGAAGUCUUCGGAGUUGAUGUAUCUAACAUCCGUGUUGAGGAUGCCGGUAAGGUUUUGAGUAACGCCCUUAAGGAAUUCUUGUAUAAGCUGGGAGAUCAACCAAUGGGUAUUAAAGAGCUCGGUUACACCCGUGCCGAUAUUCAACAAUUGGUCGAAGGAACUAUACCGCAGCAUAGGGUGCUGAUGUUGGCGCCCAAUCUAGACGAGGAUCUGGAUCGGCAGAGAGGCGAGUUGAUUAAAUUAUUCGAGGACAGCUUGGAGUACUAG